CAAAGAUCCUGGCAAUUUGAAACUCAGAAGGCUGGAGCCAAGAUGGUGAAGACCUGGGCCAUCCCGUGCUCUCGGACACCUUGAAGAUGUUUUACUUGAAGACCAACUUGGAAGCCCUCUGGAGGAUUUCCAAUCUCACCCCCUUUACCCAGAAGCACCUGAAGAAGGUCUACGCCAGCCUUGCCCUCUGCAUGCUGGUGGCAGCCACGGGUGCCCACCUGAACGUGGCGGCCCACCUCUUCGAGGCCGGCUUUCUCUCAGCGCUGAGCUCCUUCAUGAUUCUCUUCUGGCUGCUGAUCACCCCCCACCGAGAUGACACGGAGCCCAAGAGACUGCUCCUGCUGGGGGGCUUCGCUUUCCUCAUCGGGGUCGGGCUGGGCCCCGAGCUGGACUCCUGCAUCGACACUGACCCCAACAUCGUCCCUUCCUCCUUCAUGGGCACGGUGAUGACCUUCAGCUCCUUCACCCUGAACGCCUUCUAUGGCCGCUGCCUCGGCUGCCUCUGCCUGGGGGGCAUCCUGCUGUCCGCCCUCAUCCUGUUGCUGGUCUCUUACCUGGGGAACCUCUUCUUCCUGUCCAGCUGGCUCUCGCAAGCGAACAUGUACAUCGGACUGGCGUUCCUGUGCGGACUCGUGAUCUUCGACACGCAGCUCAUCAUCGAGAAGGCAGAGAGAAAGGACGAAGACUACAUUUGGCACUGCAUGGACCUGUUCCUGGACUUUGUUACCCUCUUCAGGAAAUUCAUGGUGAUUAUUGAAAUGAAUGAAAAGGGCAAGCUGAAAAGGCAAUAAAAGGACAACCAUCUGACAUUUUUCUCAUUGGCUCUUUUCUUACAAACCCAAAUUUUCUCUUUGUACCAACAGCAGGAGGCAUAUCAGUGAAAAAGAAAGGCAUUGAUUAAAAAAAUAAAGCUUUGGCCCUCUCUCGUU
Molecule: messenger RNA, 929 nt
Organism: Antechinus flavipes (yellow-footed antechinus)
Lineage: Eukaryota; Metazoa; Chordata; Mammalia; Dasyuromorphia; Dasyuridae
Product: bax inhibitor 1-like
Exons: 1
Coding region: 87-791 (234 amino acids)
Biological process (GO): negative regulation of endoribonuclease activity; cellular response to unfolded protein; negative regulation of RNA splicing
Cellular component (GO): mitochondrial membrane
Molecular function (GO): enzyme binding
Source: RefSeq, a predicted model, not a curated record